UCCACCGGCGGCCACCUUCCUCCACCGGGAAAACCUGAGUAAAAAUUGCGCUUUUUGUUUCAGUUAGGUUCGAAUAUCGACUAGAUUCCAUAGCUGAGACUUUUUGCUAUUUUGGGAACAAAUUUAUAUAGUUUGGAGCUUAAGCUUUGGAGAGAAAUCUCGGGUUGCUUCCAGUUUCGCGGAAGAUGUCACUUUUCAGGCUCUCUAGAAGAGUCAAUCCUUUACUUUCUUUAAACAGGACUCAUCAUUAUCCACUUUCCACAUCCAGGGAAUAUCUUGAAAUUGUAGCGUCAAAAGAUAUAAAUCUUGGGGCAAUCAACAAUAAAUAUGGACAAAUCUUUGGUUUUGGAUAUCGAGGUUUCACAUCAAGAUGUGAGCUUAACAAAUCUACUCUUCACAACUGCAAAGGGCCCUCCUUUUUGAGAUGGCAGAGUACAGUUAGGUCUUGGCCAGUGUUGAAUCUUCGUCAUCAUUAUGCAACUCAGGCUACUGCAACAGAGAAUAAAUCAAGGAAGAUGCUCUUUUAUUUGGUGGGUUUAGUUUUUGCUAUGGUAGGGGCUAGCUAUGCUGCAGUUCCUCUGUACAGGAGAUUCUGCCAAGCCACGGGAUAUGGAGGUACAAUUCAACGUCGGGAGAGUGUUGAAGAAAAGAUUGCCCGACAUGAGAAAGAUGGAAGAGUUACUUCUAGGGAGAUUGCAGUACAAUUCAAUGCUGAUGUAGCAGACGGGAUGCCUUGGAAGUUUACUCCAACACAGCGUGAGGUAAGAGUAAAACCAGGAGAGAGCGCUCUUGCGUUUUACACUGCUGAAAAUCGAAGUUCGACUCCUAUUACAGGUGUAUCAACAUACAAUGUGACCCCCAUGAAGGCUGCUGUGUAUUUCAAUAAAAUACAAUGUUUUUGCUUUGAGGAACAGCGAUUGCUUCCCGGGGAGCAGAUUGACAUGCCUGUUUUCUUUUACAUUGAUCCCGAGUUUGAAACCGACCCCAAAAUGGAUGGCAUAAACAAUUUGAUCCUAUCAUACACAUUCUUUAAGGUCUCGGACAAAUAAAGAAGCUGCAUUGCUCCCGCACCUGGGUGUGGUCACCACCAGAUAUGUAAUUUACUGCAGCAAUAACUUGAUUUUUGUGGCUGACAAGGGAAUGAGCAGUGAAAACAUUGUUUCACCUGUAGUUUGUGUUAUUACUGGACCAAAAAAAUCAUUUAUCAUCCUACUACAAUAAUUUAAAAGAGAACAUAAAAAUAUGAA
Solanum verrucosum is the source of this 1247-nucleotide messenger RNA. RefSeq names its product cytochrome c oxidase assembly protein COX11, mitochondrial. Gene Ontology annotation, molecular function: copper ion binding. Gene Ontology annotation, cellular component: mitochondrial inner membrane. Lineage: Eukaryota; Viridiplantae; Streptophyta; Magnoliopsida; Solanales; Solanaceae. Bases 186 to 1049 code for a protein of 287 amino acids. The transcript has 8 exons. The record is from RefSeq and is a predicted model, not a curated record.